Molecule: messenger RNA, 585 nt
Organism: Nycticebus coucang (slow loris)
Lineage: Eukaryota; Metazoa; Chordata; Mammalia; Primates; Lorisidae
Product: proteasome maturation protein-like
Exons: 1
Coding region: 67-561 (164 amino acids)
Biological process (GO): proteasome assembly
Cellular component (GO): nucleus; cytoplasm
Source: RefSeq, a predicted model, not a curated record
UGGAAGUAAGCGGCGGGGUAGACUGUAGGUAACGGGGCUGAGAGACUGUUCGCGGAGUCCGUGAAGAUGAAUGCCAGAGGACUUGGAUCACAGCCAAAGGACAGUAUUCCAGUUACUGAACUUUCAGCAAGUGGACCCUUUGAAAGUCAUGAUCUUCUUCGGAAAGGUUUUUCUUGUGUGAAAAAUGAACUUUUGCCUAGUCAUCCUCUUGAAUUAUCAGAAAAAAAUUUCCAGCUCAACCAAGAUAAAAUGCAUUUUUCCACACUGAGAAACAUCCAAGGUCUAUUUGCUCCACUAAAACUACAGAUGGAAUCCAAGGCAGUGCAGCAGGUUCAGCGUCUUCCAUUUCUUUCGAGCUCAAACCUUUCACUGGAUAUUUUGAGAGGUAACGAUGAGACCAUUGGAUUUGAAGAUAUUCUUAAUGAUCCAUCACAAAGUGAAGUAAUGGGAGAACCACACCUGAUGGUGGAAUAUAAACUUGGUUUACUGGAAUACAUUGGGCUGUUUGUGAAAACAGAGGGGCCGCGUCUUUUUUAUGGUUGUUUUUUUACUGUGAUUUGAUGUAUACGACAUUGAAAGUGCUGA